Molecule: messenger RNA, 2100 nt
Organism: Penicillium olsonii
Lineage: Eukaryota; Fungi; Ascomycota; Eurotiomycetes; Eurotiales; Aspergillaceae
Source: the annotation of a GenBank genome assembly
AUGGCUUCAGAGUCUCCCCAGAUGGACCGGACGCCGCCCCAAACAGAUCCCCGCGAUCAGUCCAUAGGGGCCUCGGAUUCCAAUAAGAGGAAAGCGGAACAGGGCAACGGAACACAGACGCGCACAAAGCGGAAUCGUUACAUCUCCAUUGCAUGUGAAUUCCGGUCAAUGACCGAACAGAUCACUACCUUGCAAGAUCAAGUCAAUAAUCUGUUCACCAAUCUGAAUGAUCUCCGUACGCAGAGGCCGUCAUUUGAGUCGCCACCGUUCGAUCCAUUGUCGCGGGAUGGCUCGCAGGUCUUCACUCCCUUGCAGGGGGUAGGAAAGCCUCAAUCUCGCCAUCCUCGGUUCCAUGGGCCAACUAGCUCGGCUUUCAACUUCGACGUUGCCAAGUCUAGUCUGCAAAAUAUGGGGAUUACCCCUGCAGAAGAUGGAAUCCCUGAUGACUUGACUACAGCACAUGUUACUCCGGCGACUUCGCCGCCACCUCACAUGGGUCAGCUUCUCCCUACUGUACAUCCGACGAAAGAUCCUAUAUGGACCAUUCGUCGGGAAGAGGCGCUGCGGCUCUGUAAGGUAUAUGAGGAGGAGAUCGGGAUUAUGUACCCUGUGGUGGAUAUUGCAAAAAUCACCCGACAGGCAAUUUUACUCUACACGUUUAUAGAGGCUGCAACGAGAACGGGAUUCGCGCAAAGGGGUCUUCCGGGCUCUGAUGGUCUUCAUGACGAAGCUUCCAUCAUUUUGAAACUGAUCCUUGCCACCACGCUGGUCGUGGAGGGAGGAGGCCAAAGCGAACUUGGGCAGAGACUUUAUCAGAGUGUGAAACCCUUUAUCGAAUCGAAGCUAUGGGAGCCCCAUAGUAUCAAGACGAUUCAGCUGUUCGCCAUUGUUGCUACAUAUCAUUUCCACACCGACGACGAUGCGAUGGCUUAUCGUGUCAUUGGUUUGGCUGCCCGGAUGUGUCUCGAGAUGGGACUACACCGGCGGGAUGCGAUGGUCAAAUCAUUCCCGAACGAAGAACACUGGGAUGAAAUCACUCGCCUGUUCUGGUCUGUCUACAGUCUAGAUAGACGGUGGAGUUUGGGCACGGGAUUGCCCUUCGUUAUUCAAGAUGAAGACAUUGAUCCCAAUCUGCCUGAGCCCGAUGCCUCUCUGCCGUAUCUGCGCUGCAUGAUAUUGUACAACCGCAUCAGCUCCAAGAUCUGGUAUUCGGGCCUAGGCUCCGAGGGCACAACAGAUAUCCGCCGGGAUGAAAUCGGAUACCUCGAUUAUCAAAUCCUGCAGUGGUACAAGCAGGUACCCGACGAACUCAAGUUCUACCCCGUCGAAUCCCCCAAAAAUGGCGACACUGUUAACAGGGGCAUGAGACGACUUCGGGUCCUCCUCUACCUACGAAUGAACCAGCUUCGCAUCCUGAUCUAUCGCCCAGUCCUUCAUUCACCCUCCAGCAUCGCCGAAGACCGCGGUCAUGCCCAGACCGUUGUCGACAUCGCCAAAGACACAGUCCGCGUGCUGACGCGUCUCAAUCAAAUGUCUGAUAUCUACCGCACCCAGCAAAUCACCUUCAACUACUUCCUCGUCGCGGCGCUGGCGGUCCUCUUCCUUGCGGUGUCGCAUGCCCCUGCUGACUUCAAUCGCCAAGUCCGCGAUGAAUUCUACAUGGCCCUCGACCUGAUCAAUGGGUUCAGCACGAAAUCGUACGUGUCCAAACGUCUCUGGAAGACCAUCAAGGGUCUCCGAAAAAUUGGAGAGAAGCUCGGCGUUCUGGCUCGUCCAUUCGGUUCGGAUUCGGCCGAUCCGCACUCCAGUGCUGCCGUGGCUAUGGCCGGUUUGGCGGGUCACCCCAUCGACGAUUUGUCGAUGUACGGACCUGUCAAUGGCCAUGAACUUGGGAACAGUCCCUUGAAUGGGCUCCAGAUGAGCCAUGAGCUGACCAAUUUGUUCGAGGCAGUUGGUUCUUUUGGCAACUUCCUGCCUGCUGCCGAUGGCAUCAGUGGGUUUGUUGGGCCCGAUGGGGAGCUUCAGAAUACCGGGGAGGGACUAUCCGGGGUUUUGGGAGACGAGGGUGAAUUUGCUCGAGCGAUUCGGGAUUUAUUUUGA